This is a messenger RNA of Saprolegnia diclina VS20, 848 nucleotides long. RefSeq lists its product as hypothetical. The transcript has a single exon. The record is from RefSeq and is a predicted model, not a curated record. NCBI's taxonomy places the organism in Eukaryota, Oomycota, Saprolegniomycetes, Saprolegniales, Saprolegniaceae. The coding region runs from base 49 to 783 and encodes 244 amino acids.
CUGCACGUCGCGUAUUUCGGUUGGGUCGCCGUGGGUCAGGAAGCCGACAUGGACGACUUGCGCCUGCCCGUGCGCUCCAUCCUGCGCACGUCCAAGGCCCGGGUCGAUACGUCGGUGAAGAAGAGCGCGAUGAAGUCGCCAGCGAAGCGGCGCCGCGGCCCCGAAGGACCAACGCCGACGAAGCCCGGGAAGGCCAAGCUGCACACGAUGGAUUUUCUCGAUGGCAUCACAUCGCCGCGACGCGUGACGUUCUCGCCCUUUGUAGCGCGCACGCCCAAGCGCCCUAAGGUAGAUGUAUCGACCGACGACGAAGACACGGACGAGGACGCGGACGAAGCCGCAGCGACAGUCCGGAAGCAGCGGCGGAUGCGCAUGCGCUUCCAGCACGUCCGCCGACAGCCCUUGCACGUGCGCCUUACGAAAUGGGUGCGCGGCUGGUGGUCUGGUAAGCGAUACGAGCCCUUCUUCUCGGCGGACGACGAAGCACCCGCCCCUCCGCCGUACACACCCGUGCUGGACUUUACAAGUGACGACCGCGCCUACAACGAACAGUUUGACCGCCGAGUCGAAGAAGCCGCACAACGCGACAACGUUGCUCUGUCUAAUGAUGUGAGUCCCGACGACACACCGCUGGAGCUGGCGUUGCCGUGCGACGGUGCGUUCGACCAGCUCGCUGAUGCCGUCCGCCCCCAUGUGGUCGCGCCAGCGCCGAUCUCGGCCACGCUCACCAAGCUCUGCGACGAUCUUCCUGGUGUGCGGAGGCUUUGCAGCUCGACUACGUAGCGCGCGCAACUGCUACCGUCUAUAAUAUGCGCACGGCGAACGAUGUGAUGCUGUUCUCUGUCUCC